Molecule: messenger RNA, 657 nt
Organism: Naegleria gruberi
Lineage: Eukaryota; Heterolobosea; Eutetramitea; Acrasida; Naegleriidae
Exons: 2
Coding region: 1-657 (218 amino acids)
Source: RefSeq, a predicted model, not a curated record
AUGUCUGCAUUGAGUCCACUCAUUAUCCCUGUCAUCAGCAAUAUCGCAAAUAUUUCCCAAUAUCUUCAAGAAGAUAAUGAUUCAAAGAAUUUACAGCUCAAGUUUGUUAAUUAUAGCAAUCCGAUCGAAGUUUUGAAUUCUGGAUUUGAAAUUAUUGUUGCUGAUGGUUAUUUGCUCACUCCGGAAUUUUGGCAAGCUUUUCAUCACCAACUUGAAAAGGGAGAAUCAUCAUUGAAGUGGAUUAAUUGCACAUUUGCGGGUGUGAAUGCAAUUUUUGAAAAUAUUAGAAAAACCACUGAUUCCUCUAAAUUAAUUCAACUUUUAAUUGAAAAUAAUAUUAGAUUGACUAAAAUUGGAGUUUUUGGAUCACACAUGUUUGAAUAUUUAAUUCAACACAUGAUGAAUGAGUUACGUCAUUAUGAGAAAGUUUUGGAUCAUCAAUCUCAAAGUUUGUGGGUUGGAAAAACUGCUUUCAAUUACAAGACAUUGGAUAGAGUAAAGAUUGGUCUAUUGGGAUAUGGUAAUAUUGGAAAGUAUAUUUGUGAGACUUUCAAGAAAAUAUAUCCAACCAUUAAGAUUCACAUUUAUAGAAAUUCUCAAAAAAGUUACAAACUCGUUCACAAUGCUGCUUUAUUAAUGUUGGAAGAGGAGAUUUAA